UGGAGCUUCUUCUGGAACAGAGAAGGCAACACCCCUCUUCUGGGGCAGUCUUACCCUUCCCUCUCUCAUUCCUUCACCCCAGGCCUAAAGCAGGUGAUCUGAUCAGCUGUGAUAGUUUUCAGCACCCGCCUGAGAAAGGAACAUUCAGCUGGUCAGUUACAUCCCUCUGCCAGAGGUCUCCAAACAGAUGCAGUAGCAGUGUGCCAUUUCAGAGGCACCUAAAGCAAAACGUUAUCACAGUCACACGCUUGUUUCAGUUUGUUCAAAAUUCUUUGCAGAGAUAGUUUCAGAAUGUCUGAAUCCACACCCAUUAUGGAGUUUAGUGGGACGCACCAAGCCUUCAGAGACCGCUGGGCAAAGACAGACGAUGAGAUGUGCAAGCACAGUAUGUCUUUCCACUUGCAUAACACCUUAAGAAAGGAGUUCUUCGCUAGCUACCUGCAUCUCCUCGAGCAGACUCAUCUGGUGAAACUCUAUGCCGUGACUUGUGAGUACAUUAAAGGGGAGAAGCAGUUUUACUACAGGGCACAGAACUUCUAUAAGGAUGUUCCGGCAUCAGAGGAGGGCAUGAUGGGAGAUUUCGUGGAGAUUUCUGAGGUUGAUCUCGAGGGCUCAAGGCAGUUCCUAAAGAAGUUUGUUGGUCCAGGGAAGGCCACCACAAAGCGUGCAUUAGACUGUGGCUGUGGAAUUGGGAGAGUGUCUAAAGGAGUCCUGUUUCCUGUGUUUGAAUCCAUGGAGAUGCUUGACAUGAUGGAAGAGUUUAUCCUCCAUGCUCAUGAGUGUUACCUUGGAGAUUAUGCAGACCGGGUGGAGGCCUACUAUCUUUACAAUUUGCAGGAAUUCAUCCCACCUCCAGAAAGAUAUGAUGUCAUCUGGAUGCAGUGGAUUGCCUGUCACCUUACUGAUAAGGACCUGAUGGAGUUUUUAAUGCGUGCAAAGCAGAGCCUGAGGCCCAAUGGCGUGAUCAUUAUGAAGGAUAACAUGGCACGGCAGGGCUGCAAGCUGGACCCCAUUGACAGCAGCAUCAUCCGCCACCUGGACAUCAUGAAGAGCAUCAUUGAGAAAGCAGGUCUCACCAUACUGGACGUGGAGAAACAGGAAGGCUUUCCUGAGGCCAUUGUGCCUGUAUGGAUGAUUGCCAUGCACUGACCCUCAGACUGCUUAAACAAAAGUGGUGAUUCAGAAUUAUGUUUAGAAGGUUUUGGAAGGAGAGACACGCUUUGUUCAGUAUGCGUUAUACAUGCACUUGUGUAUAUUCAAUAAUAUUUUAUGUUAUUGAAAUGGAACACUAAAAUGAAGACAGAUGUACAUAAUUGUAUUGCCCUUUUCAGUGUAUUUAGAAUUUUGUACAUUUAGUAACACAAUGCGAAACUUCAUAGGUAUUUUUUUUAUAUAAGAAAGUAAUGUUUUGUGUCUGUCUGUAACAGACAGAAUUAAGUGUAAUAUAUGUUAGUGCCAUUGUUUUUCUUUUUGUA
Molecule: messenger RNA, 1475 nt
Organism: Xyrauchen texanus (razorback sucker)
Lineage: Eukaryota; Metazoa; Chordata; Actinopteri; Cypriniformes; Catostomidae
Gene: ntmt2
Product: N-terminal Xaa-Pro-Lys N-methyltransferase
Exons: 4
Coding region: 292-1149 (285 amino acids)
Biological process (GO): N-terminal protein amino acid methylation
Cellular component (GO): cytoplasm
Molecular function (GO): N-terminal protein N-methyltransferase activity
Source: RefSeq, a predicted model, not a curated record